Dendrobium catenatum is the source of this 1455-nucleotide messenger RNA. Its product is annotated as F-box protein At3g12350. Gene Ontology annotation, cellular component: SCF ubiquitin ligase complex. Lineage: Eukaryota; Viridiplantae; Streptophyta; Magnoliopsida; Asparagales; Orchidaceae. The record is from RefSeq and is a predicted model, not a curated record. Gene Ontology annotation, biological process: SCF-dependent proteasomal ubiquitin-dependent protein catabolic process; gibberellic acid mediated signaling pathway. The transcript is spliced from 2 exons. Gene Ontology annotation, molecular function: protein binding. Bases 88 to 1368 code for a protein of 426 amino acids.
UGCGCAACAAUUCAAGGCUGAAUCUUUGUAAAAUUCAAGAGUUCCGACGCGGCCAAAUUAUCACCAGUUUCCACCGAAACAUCACCCAUGGCGCUGGAUCUUGAAAGCUCGAUGUCCUUUUCGGAGUUCCCUGAUGACGUUCAGCUCAACAUCCUCUCGUUCCUCCGCCCAAUCGAGAUCUCCGCCUUCGCUUGCACCUGCCACCGCUUCGCUGCCCUCUGCAGCCCUUCCUCCCCUUCGACUGACCUCUGGCUCGCUCUGUGCGAACGCCGAUGGGGCUCCAAGACCGAGCUCCGGCGCUGGUCUGCCAUCCCGUCGCCCCGCUUCUACAAAACCCUGGAUCGCUGGGAACAACUCAUCGGCUUUUGGCGCCGCAUCGGCAGUGGGAUCCCUGGAACACCGCCCCUUGUUUUCUUUGAGUGGAGCCCUUCCUGCAUGAUUGGCUCCCGUAUAUCGCCCUCCACUUUCGCCGCCUCCUACGCCGUCCGCAAGGUCCCAUUCCUUUGGCUCGGCCUAUCGGCCGCUGGCGAGACCUUAAGCUACCUUCAUCCCGAUAACCCGCUGUCCGACUCCGAUGUCAUCCCAGUGACGAUCAGCUUCAUGGGAUGCAACCAUUUCGUGGUCGAGGAAACCCGGAGCUUCUGCAUGGAUCCCAACAUGGACGAUUCCGAAGAAGUGCUGGCCGUGGAGGCUGGCUCGCCUCCGGAUCGGGUGAUGUCGGAGAUAUACCAGUAUUUUGCCAAUAGAACGAGUCCUGGAGCGGAGAAAUCCUUGAGAAGACAAAGGAAGAAGAAGGAGAAGGAAAGGCUUGGAAGAAGGAGAUGGGAGGCCGAGCAUUUUGUCAAGAUUUCAAACUAUUUCCCGACUCCUGCGAGACCUUUGCAGGGAUUAUGGAAGGGGAUAUCUGAGGACAUGAGCCUGGAAUUUUAUCUUGUAACACAUGAUGAUGUUGGGGGAAUAGCCUGCCGGCGAGUUGGUGAUUCGGCGGAGCCUUUCUCCGGUUAUUCCCCGGUCUUCUGGACUUCUAAUACUACAUUCUUGGAAUCACCAUUCUCCAAAGAAGAACGUGCUAUAUAUAGCAUGAAGGAGCAUAUUGGGUCUGUUGGCUUAGUUCACUGCAACAUGGAUAGGGAGCUUGUCUCCCGCAUCCUCUGCAUCAACUGUAGCUAUGACCUGGUUCUUCCUGACCUGGCUGGUUCUUCUGGUGAUCCUAGAAAUGUUGAGGGUAGGAUAUGGGAAUAUGAAGAUGGAACAUUUGGGUUUGGGUUUUUAAGAAACAAUUUUAUUAUUGAUUUGAAGCACAUUGCUCUAGAUGGGUAUGUUCUUGAUAACGUUGAGUCUUCUCAUCCAACUCAUCAUGUUGCUUAGUUUCCUGUAUAGAGUGGGCUUAGUGACUGUUUAAUGCAUCUUGCAAUAAGAGAAAUGAUUAUCAAUGAAAUUUCUAUUUCUCAAAAA